UACAUGUAUGGCCUACACAUUGUUUGGAGCCAGAAGGGCGCAAGUCCACUUACGCCCUUCUAGCUCUGAACAAUACAAGAGCCUACAGUAUUUUUCAGAGCCAGAAGGGCGUAAGUGGGUGGUGCCCCUAAACAGCACUAGCUAAAAUGGCUGACACGCAUGCUGCACACAUGGAACUGUCUGAGGCAGAACAAAUUUUGAUGAAUAUAAUGAAGCAAACGGAUGAAUCUUGUGAUGAAGUGACAGAUGAAGAGAUGUUUUUGUAUGCUGCUCCUCACUUGAGAGUUGGAGGGACAGAGCCGAAUGAGGUGAGGGAGAGAGAUCGGCUUAAGGGAAACAUGGAGACAGCACAUGAUGGAGAAAGUAACCUGAUUAAAUCUCUUUCAGUGCUCAAUAGAGCAAAGAAGAAGCUGUUGUUUGUGCACGUGGAUCCUCCUGUGAUGCGGUUGAUUGAACUGUUUGCCAUUGAACUCAUUCAGAGGCCCACUGUCCAUCAGAGUUUAUCUGACCAACCCUAAACAAACACACCUGACCAGCUAAUCAAGAUCUAAUCAAGGUCCCAAUGCCAAGACCUGUGUGUGUCAGACUGUGAUCUUUACCCUGAAAGUCAUGUGAUGUUUUGGAAAGAGAGUUCAGAGAAAGAAUGGCACAUCUAUACACCUCUCUCAUUUUGCUCUGUUUCUUCUGUUCAGUGUGGCCAAGAGAUUGGUUGUUUCACUUUACUUAUCUUGGAACAAAGUGUGAAGAAGACUGCAAGCUUGUGGGUCAUGAGUACAAGUGUAAGUCUACUGAUAAAGAUGGAAAUACCUGGUCAAUGUACUGUUCACCUAAAACAAACACAGACUACUGGGGUAGAGGAUGCGGUCAGUGUGGGAAAGGUGGAGGACGCUACUAUUAUUGCAAAACUGGUUUAUUUUCUUGGGGAUAUUGUGGGCUGGUGACGGAUAAGAAUAUCUAUUAUGGAUCUAAGACAGGAGCGAUGUGUCAUGACAACUGUUACCAAGUAGAUCACGACCACUUUUGGUGCGAUACUGCACAGGGAAAAGAUUACUGCUCACCAUUUCUAUACACAGAUUACAAGGUCAACCUGUGUAGAGAAGACAGUCCAUGUGGGAAGCGGGAUGAAAACUACAACUGGUGCUAUCUGGAGGAGGGAGGCUGGGGACACUGUGGGCCCGUGGAACCAAAGAUUUUUCUCCAUCGGUCUAAGGACGAUCAUUUUUGCGUAGACGAAUGCCGAUAUCAUGAGAGUGAUGAUUACUACUGGUGCCACACUGACGAUGGCUGGGACUACUGCUCUCCAGAUGUGGAUGUAACCUAUAAAGACAAGCCGUGUCGCUCAGGUCACUCCUGUGGCUUACACGGUGAAAGUUACAACUGGUGCUGGACCUCAUGGUCAGAUUAUGAUUACUGUGGGCCUGUUGUAUCUGGAGAGUGCACUUAUGGCACCUCUCAAAAUUGCAACAGAGGAGACCUAAAAAACAGAAAACUGAUAUGCACACAGGUGGACAGAGCUAACAAAACAAUAACCAACUUUACUGUGGAGCCAGCUCCUAAUAACAUCACCGAUGGCAGUCAAUGGAAAAGGGAGGCACAAAUCUUAAUCAGGCGCUGGUACAAUGCGUACCUGGUGGACAAGGCCCAAUCAAAUCUGAUCUACACUUAUAAUCUCCGUAUCGACAUGAAGGGCAUUAUCAAGCGCAACAAUCAGUCCUACUAUGACCUGCGGAUCCAUGUGAAACUGGGGCCUGGUAAAAGCACCCACCGUGUCUCAGAUCAUCGUUCAUCCUGGAAUUCCUGAUCGCUACAUGCGCAGAGCCUUCCUGGAGAGCUUCAGGCACCGAGCUCGAGUUUAUGUUGAUGUUUAAAGGCAAAAUCAGCAUUAGAGCUUUGGUUUGGAAAUGUGCAAUGUAUAGUAGAGGCACAUGUAUGUUUAAUAUACCAUAUUGUAGAAGAAACUGCCCAUCAAAUAAAGGUGUUCAGCUUUGGAAUAGCUUCCCUGAUGAGUUAAAAAAGGCAUUUCAUUAACACAGUUUAAAAUACUUUAUAAAGGAUUGGUAAUGAAAAGAUAUACUGAAUAGUGAUGAUAAUGUUAGUAGUAUAAUGAUAAUAAUAAUAAUAAUAAUAAUGCAUGUUCUUCUAAAUACACAUUGAAAAUAUCCUAUAUUGUCAUAUUAAAUUGAUGUCAAUUAGUGCUGCUUGUGUGGAGUUAAGGGUAGGCAUAAUAAGCUUUAGCUUUUGGUCAAUAAGAGUGUAAACAUUUUUUUAUUUUUUAUUUUUCUUCUUUUUUAAUUUUUUUGAAUGAUCUUGUAAUUAUUUUAUUUUGUAUGGUUAUGUAUGUGUAUAUGCAUAUGCACAAUUGUAUGUAUUUACCUGUAAGUCUCAUGUUUUCCUGUGCAAAAUGAUGCAAAUGGAAUUUUGCUUGUUGACAAACAAACAAACAAACAAAAAAACAAAUAAAUAAAAAAAAAUAGUAGACCUACUACAGAUGUAAAUCAUUAAGCUUUUUGCUGUACAACAGAAAUACUGAGCAGAAUAAACAAACAAUUUGUUCAUGAAAAAUGUCUUCAUCUGUAUGACUUUCCAUAUUUAAGGUUCACUUUACAACUAGAGAUUGACAGAUAAGGGUCUUUCAAUGGCAACGAUACAAUUCUAGAAUGACCGAUUACUAUCAUAAAUGCUGAUAAUUAAAACAGAAAAUUU
Molecule: messenger RNA, 2703 nt
Organism: Megalobrama amblycephala (Wuchang bream)
Lineage: Eukaryota; Metazoa; Chordata; Actinopteri; Cypriniformes; Xenocyprididae
Exons: 6
Coding region: 147-518 (123 amino acids)
Source: RefSeq, a predicted model, not a curated record